CAUCUGUGGUCUUCAUGGUCUACAAGGACAUGCAGGAGGUCCUCAAUGCCAGCUUCUUCAACACAGGGCCAGGCCACAGUACAUCCGCCAUGUCUAAUGUGGUCUCUGUCGUCUUGCCCCAUAUACUUAACAAGACCCUCCUGAGUCCAGUGAACCUCACCAUACAUCUCAGGCGGACGCGCCCCAAAGACAAGCUCUCCUGCGUGUACUGGAACGUCAGUGCCUGGAUCGAGGACGGCUGCCACGUCAGUGAGACCAACCCCACACACACAGUCUGCUCCUGUGACCACCUCUCCACCUUCGCCCUGAUCAUGACAGUUGAUCACACACAGGAGAAACACCCUGUGGUGGACGUGCUGAACACCAUCUUGGUGCUGAUCAACCUGGUGUUCCUGACCCUGGCUGUGAUGACCUUUGCCCUCUGUCGCUGGAACCCCAGGGUGUCCAACGUGUCUCGUCUCAACCUCUGUGUGUGUCUGCUGCUGGCUCAUCCCCUCUUCCUGCUCACCCAGAGCUUCCUCCACCUCAUCUGGCCCCAUGAGGUGUUGUGUAAGCUGGUGGCGGGAGUCCUGCAUUUCCUCUUCCUGUGCUGUUUUGUGUGGAUGUCCAUAGAGGCCACGCUGCUCUUCCUGUCUGUACGGAAGCUUAGGCAGGUCAAACCUAACGAGCGGGCGGGUCUACAUUGGAAGCGCAGCAUCCUGAUUGGCUAUGGGAUCCCAUUGGUCAUACUGGUAGUGUCUGCUGGAGUAAGACCUGAUGGAUAUGGCAGUGAGGAUUGCUGGCUCAAAACAGAGAAUGGGUUCAACUGGAGUUUUCUUGGUCCCGUGUGUUUCACAAUUGUUGGCAACAUCAUACUCUUCCUCAUCAUCUUCAUCACUAUCUACUCCACCCUGAAGGAGGCACGCAGUGAUGCGUCAACGGUCAAAUACAACAGAGUCCUGCUGUUUAAAAUCAUGAUGCAGUUCGUCAUCCUCGGUUGCCCCUGGAUACUAGGCCUGUUAGCGUCCCGCAGUCAUGUUCUAGAAGUUCUCUUCCUGUUCCUCACCUCACAGCAAGGAACCGCCAUUUUCGUGAUCCACUGCCUCCUCAAUACAGAGGUGCGUAACCAGUACAGGACAUGGUGGAAGAGGUUUGGUCCAGCCGGUGAGCAGAAGGGCUCCUGCAGUGGCACCUCAGGGUCCGUCAACCUGAGCCAGCAGGCCAGUGGAGACACCGCGUUCAACACACAUGCCAUCACGCUCACCACACUGUCACUCAGACCUGUGGGAGACGGCAUGGUCUCAUGGGGCAAGACCGACUAGCAUUCACACACACACUCACA
Molecule: messenger RNA, 1321 nt
Organism: Alosa alosa (allis shad)
Lineage: Eukaryota; Metazoa; Chordata; Actinopteri; Clupeiformes; Clupeidae
Product: adhesion G protein-coupled receptor E3-like
Exons: 8
Coding region: 15-1301 (428 amino acids)
Biological process (GO): adenylate cyclase-activating G protein-coupled receptor signaling pathway; cell surface receptor signaling pathway
Cellular component (GO): membrane
Molecular function (GO): G protein-coupled receptor activity
Source: RefSeq, a predicted model, not a curated record